AUGCCGAGCGUGGACCAUGUGGAUGAGAAGGUGCUGGAUGUCCAGACGCAGGAGUACUACCGCUUCGGGGAGUCCACGUGGGACCUCUUCCUGUUCAUCGGAACGGGUGCGCUGGGUCCGCUCGGCUCCCUCCAGACCUUCCUUCUCGCCGUGGUCAGCAUGACCAUGCAGAUCGUCUUUACCGGCAUCGCUUGGUACAACUUCCUGACGCCCGAAGUGGACGAAGACACGGUCCGGGACGCCUUCCGCUGGCGUCGCUCCGCCGGCCACGCGCUGAACCA
Messenger RNA from Symbiodinium necroappetens, 281 nucleotides. Lineage: Eukaryota; Dinophyceae; Suessiales; Symbiodiniaceae. The record is from the annotation of a GenBank genome assembly.